Molecule: messenger RNA, 5161 nt
Organism: Porites evermanni
Lineage: Eukaryota; Metazoa; Cnidaria; Anthozoa; Scleractinia; Poritidae
Source: the annotation of a GenBank genome assembly
AUGGAAGUAAAAAGCAAGGCACUAGAAUACUAUCGACAGGAGAAAUACCUUGAAAGUAUCUUAAACGCCAAAAUGUGGCUGGGAUGGAGUAAACGUGUUGGUAAUAAACGAGAAGAAGGAGAGGCGUGUAAAAUUUUAGCCUGGUCACAUCGCUAUCUGGGAAAAUACGAAGAAAGUAUUAAAUACGGAAACGAAGUGUUCAGAAUAGCAAAAGAAGAGUUAGAUGAAGGAGCAGAGUUGGAUGCGUACGUUGUUCUAGCUUCGUCAUAUGUAAAACUUACACCUGAAAAAAGGUCAAAAGAAACGAGUCUAGAUGAUAAUGCGUCAGAUUCAGGUAUUUAAGAGUGUUUCAGUACACUUAACUUUACGCAUAGCGCAAUGUUUUUAAAGUAUUAUAAAUUUUGGAACAGGAAAGCUGGAACUAUACAAACAUUUAAUGUUGUAGUAGUGUUGGUCCAUUAUAUACAUGUAAUUUCUUUUUAGGGAGCACUUACCAUCUGAAUGGUUCAUCAAGGGAAACUUUGAGAAAUUGAUGUUUGUUCUUCCCUUAUACUUUGCUAUAAAUUGUCUUGGCAUGUACUCAGACAUAUUCAGUCUGCCAAAUUUCAGUCAGCUUGAUCAUUGUGUUGCACUGGUGUGGGUGUAAAAGGCAUCAGCAGUAUUAAAACCCUGAGUAUCAGCUGAAGUGCAAGUGUAAGACCAGACAUUGUUGAUUUUGCUAACUCUUAAAUAGACUACGAGCGGUCUCUCUUUUUUCUUAGCCCGUCGAGCAAGACAUAUGCGCGAGACACGCAAAUGACCACGCGCGUGACUGAAGGCGCGAGACGGGAAAGGCACAAAACAGAGAGAUCUUCUCGGGCUGCUGCCCUCGUUUUCGCGUCUCUCCGCUUCACCACUCGGCGCUCGUGCGCACGUGCAUUUCCCUCACUAAAUCUGAAGAAAAAGAGAGACUGCAACGCAACGUAUGGGUAAACAUGUUUUAACAUUUAUCUUGUAUCUGUGUGUAUGUUCGUGUAUGUACCCAGGUUUGCACCAGAGCAGUAGUAACGCAAAUUCACAAGGGCAAGCAUCAGGCUGGAGCCUUAAUCGGGGUACCUCAAUUAUGGCCCNAUCAUUGUGUUGCACUGGUGUGGGUGUAAAAGGCAUCAGCAGUAUUAAAACCCUGAGUAUCAGCUGAAGUGCAAGUGUAAGACCAGACAUUGUUGAUUUUGCUAACUCUUAAAUAGACUACGAGCGGUCUCUCUUUUUUCUUAGCCCGUCGAGCAAGACAUAUGCGCGAGACACGCAAAUGACCACGCGCGUGACUGAAGGCGCGAGACGGGAAAGGCACAAAACAGAGAGAUCUUCUCGGGCUGCUGCCCUCGUUUUCGCGUCUCUCCGCUUCACCACUCGGCGCUCGUGCGCACGUGCAUUUCCCUCACUAAAUCUGAAGAAAAAGAGAGACUGCAACGCAACGUAUGGGUAAACAUGUUUUAACAUUUAUCUUGUAUCUGUGUGUAUGUUCGUGUAUGUACCCAGGUUUGCACCAGAGCAGUAGUAACGCAAAUUCACAAGGGCAAGCAUCAGGCUGGAGCCUUAAUCGGGGUACCUCAAUUAUGGCCCCUGCUUCAGCUCAACUAACAUUAACACCAGCUCAAGAAAAAGAAGAUGAUAAAAGCCAAGAACAAGCAGCCAAAGCCGAGAGAGUUUUAUUUGAAAGCACAGGUAACGAGAUUUAUCAAAGACUAUUUACCCGCUACGAAUAUAUUAACUAGUUUUUUGUUUGCCUUAAGAAAAGUAUUGUUUGUUUGUUUCUUUGUUUUUUAUCCAUAUUACGUUUUGGCUUUUGUGGGUGCAUUCAGCUGAGCAUUCAGGGCGUUCCUUCUCCUAGAUGCGAGAUCCUGCAAUUUCCCAUUAUUAUCACUACACGCGGUCAAAUGACUGACUGUCCUCUCAAAUACGUUCCUUUUCGCGGGCCAAACGGCAAAGUACGGUAUUAAAACUCUGAGUAUCAGCUGAAGUGCAAGUGUAAGACCAGACAUUGUUCAUUUUGCAAACUCUUAAAUAGACUACGAGCGGUCUCUCUUUUUUGUUGGUCCGUCGAGCAAAACAUACGCGCGAGACACACAAAUGACCACGCGCGUGACUGAAGGCGCGAGACGGGAAAGGCACAAAACAGAGAGAUCUUCUCGGGCUGCCGCCCUCGUUUUCGCGUCUCUCCGCUUGUGGGUGCAUUCAGCUGAGCAUUCAGGGCGUUCCUUCUCCUAGAUGCGAGAUCGUGCAAUUUCCCAUUAUUAUCACUACACGCGGUCAAAUGACUGACUGUCUUCUCUAAUACGCUCCUUUUCGCGGGCCAAACGGCAAAGUGCGGGCUGUUAAUGGAAUUUGCAGCUCGCAACAUGAUUUGGAGAGACACACAAAUGACCACGCGCGUGACUGGAGGCGCGAAACGGGAAAGGCACAAAACGGAGAAAUCUUCUUGGGCUGCCGCCCUCGUUUUCGCGUCUCUCUGCUUCGCCGCUCGACUCUCGCGCGCGCGUGCACUUCCCUCAUUAAAUCUGAAGAAAAAGAGAGACUGCUCGCAGUCUAACUCUGUACUCUUAAAUGUGAGCUCACAGAUCCGCCUCAGUGUCCCCACCCCCCCGUUCAAAUGCAACGUAUGGGUAAACAUGUUUAACAUUUAUCUUGUAUCUGUGUGUAUGUUCGUGUAUGUACCCAGGUUUGCACCAGAGCAGUAGUAACGCAAAUUCACAAGGGCAAGCAUCAGGCUGGAGCCUUAAUCGGGGUACCUCAAUUAUGGCCCNCCUCAUUAAAUCUGAAGAAAAAGAGAGACUGCUCGCAGUCUAACUCUGUACUCUUAAAUGUGAGCUCACAGAUCCGCCUCAGUGUCCCCACCCCCCCGUUCAAAUGCAACGUAUGGGUAAACAUGUUUAACAUUUAUCUUGUAUCUGUGUGUAUGUUCGUGUAUGUACCCAGGUUUGCACCAGAGCAGUAGUAACGCAAAUUCACAAGGGCAAGCAUCAGGCUGGAGCCUUAAUCGGGGUACCUCAAUUAUGGCCCCUGCUUCAGCUCAACUAACAUUAACACCAGCUCAAGAAAAAGAAGAUGAUAAAAGCCAAGAACAAGCAGCCAAAGCCAAGAGAGUUUUAUUUGAAAGCACAGGUAACGAGAUUUAUCAAAGACCUAUUUACCCGCCACGAAUGUAUGAACUAGUUUUUUUUUUGCCUUAAGAAAAGUAUUGUUUGUUUGUUUGUUUUUUAUCCGUAUUACGUUUUGGCUUUUGUGGGUGCAUUCAGCUGAGCAUUCAUGAUCAGCAGGGCGUUCCUUCUCCUAGAUGCGAGAUCCUGCAAUUUUCCAUUAUUAUCACUACACGCGGUUAAAUGACUGACUGUCUUCUCUAAUACGCUCCUUUUCGCGGGCCAAACGGCAAAGUGCGGGCUGUGAAUGGAAUUUUCAGCCCCCAACUUGAUUUCAUGUUAAACAAUCUUUCCUUAUGAAAUACAUUUGUACGAUUUGACCUGAUGUAUUGAUAAUAAUGAUAAUCACAUGACCUUGUCGGGCAUAUAGUUUAUUUAUGUCCGGUAGCAUCAUUUGCUACUCGGGUCACAAAUAAAACUAUAUGCCCUCCAUAAGUCAUGUGAUUGUCCUAUUAACAUUAGACGGCGCAGUGUUUACCUGUUAAGAGGCUUCCAACAUGCGGUAUAACUGAUCAAAUGCGAGACAAAAGCCUAAGCCUUCUCAAGUUUUACACGCUGGUUCGAGGAGCAGAACCUGACAGGGAUUGAGUGAUAUAUUAUUUGCCAAAAGUAUUUCAGUGCAACUACUCGAACCGGGGCAAGUUUUUUUGCAAGGGACCAAUCACAUUAAAAAUAUUGGAGAGCUGCUUCCUGAGAGGCAAGUUAAGUUCAUACGGUUAAAUAAGCUUUUCAACGGUCCUAUGGCUAAACCUUGAAUUUUAGUGGCCCAUUGCCAAAAAAAAUUUGAGAAUCUCCUGUUUUCAAAAAAGAAAUGUUGGUGUUGGAUGAUCUUCCAGUGACCCAGUUCGAGUAGUCGCACUGUAAAUUUGCGGCUGGGUGUUGGCUUGCAACUCACCUUGAUGAAGACCUGCGAGGCUAUUGGAUUUAGGAUGUUGUUUUAGACUGAAUGCUUUUUUACACCCGGCAGUGUUGUGUUAUAUCAAGAGAGGAUACAGCUUUAUCCUUUCUUGGUUAUAAACUAGGUAUAUAAAGUCAGGUUCUUGUCCUUUACAGAGUAACGUCCCUUGCUCGCGGCAUGUAAAUUACGAAGUACGUUUUUUUGACAGGUUUGCCCGAGGGUACAGUGAACGUAAAAUGGCGGAGACUAGCUUUCGAAAAACAGGCGAAAGACAGUGAUAAAAGUCGGGAACAUGCACAAAACCGAAGACGUAAUCCAUAUAACCGGACAGGUAAAUAAGUGAGACUAUAUAUUAGCCACUUCGGUUACUGUAGUCAGCUUUUUUCGAGUUAAAUUUCUUACACCUGUCGAAGAAAUAAACUCAUGCCACAAUCUAACAUAAGAAGUCUAGCAAGAUAGGCACCAUUAUCGUCGGCAGUUAAGUAUUGUUAGGUGGUAAAAAAGAAAGGAAAAGAAUCUGCAUGACUUGGCUUUAUUGGCCACACUGCAUUGUUUAAGUGAAUGAGAUAUUCAUAUUGACGGGUUGUAUUUUGUGCUCAAAUUCGCGCUCGCCCUUGCUUCCUGAAAAAAAGGCAAAAACAAAAAGCUUCAAUAUAUGUGUAUUCACGAUUCAUCACGAUUCACUGAAUCAAGGAUAUCGAUUGUGGCGUUUCAGAGAGUCAACUUCAAUGACGAUACCCAACGGUUUUUCAACAUUUUACUAUUCAUGGACAACAAAAAUGUUGGAUCGCUCGGUCAGUUUCCCCCCACUCCCUGUUCAAAUACAGUUAGUUUAUGGCCAAACAUCCUUUGAUUUCUCUUGUAUCUGAGUGUAUGUUCGUGUAUGUACCCAGGUUUGCACCAGAACAGUAGUAAGGAAAAUUCACAAGGACAAGCAUCGGGCAGGAGCCUUAAUCGGGGUACCUCAAUUAUGGCCCCUGCUUCACCUCAACUAACAUCAACACCAGCUCAAGAAAAAGAAGAUAAUAAAAGCCAAGAACAAGCAGCCAAAGCCGAAAGUGAAAGCACAGGUGACAAGAUUUAUUAA